Messenger RNA from Penicillium antarcticum, 969 nucleotides. Its product is annotated as lipase family protein. Lineage: Eukaryota; Fungi; Ascomycota; Eurotiomycetes; Eurotiales; Aspergillaceae. Gene Ontology annotation, biological process: lipid catabolic process. The coding region runs from base 1 to 969 and encodes 322 amino acids. The transcript is spliced from 2 exons. The record is from RefSeq and is a predicted model, not a curated record.
AUGCGUUUAUCUUCGUUCACUGUCCUGUCCGCUGUGGCUGCAUUGGGCUAUGCCCUCCCGAGUGCUGUGCAGACUCGCGAUGUUCCCUCCGAUGAGCUGAGCCAGUUCAAGUUUUGGGUCCAGUAUGCUGCGGCAUCAUACUGCCAGACUGAUUAUACUGCUCAAGUCGGCACCAAGGUCAGCUGUACGACGGGCAACUGCCCUGAUGUUGAGGCAGCCGGUGCUACAAUCAUCUAUGACUUUUCCAAGUAUGCCAAUCGCACCUUUACGCAUAGUAUCAAUGCUUACACAUAUACCUCCAGCACCACUGCCACCGAUACAGCCGGCUAUAUCGCUGUAGACGACACCAACAAGGCCGUUGUAAUCGCCUUCCGCGGUUCUUACUCAGUGCGCAACUGGUUUGCCGACGCUUCAUUCCCCUAUGUCGACCCCGGUCUCUGCGGUGGCUGUUUCGCUGAGCUGGGCUUCUGGAGCUCCUGGACGAACGUCCGCGACGACGUAACCGCACAGCUCGAAGAUGCUCUGUCUCAGAACCAAGACUAUGAUCUGGUUAUUGUGGGCCACAGCCUCGGCGCUGCCGUUGCAACUCUCGCCGCCGCCGAUCUCCGUACCAAGGGUCACGAGUCAGCCAAGCUGUACGCCUUUGCCUCGCCCCGUGUGGCCAACCCUACCCUGGCGAAGUUCAUCACUGCGCAAAACAACAACUACCGCUUCACUCACCAGAACGACCCUGUUCCAAAGCUGCCUGUGAUUGCUAUGGGCUACGCUCAUGUCAGUCCGGAAUAUUGGAUCACAUCUGCUGAUAACACAACUGUCACCGCUUCUGACAUCGAUAUUGUUGAUGGUAUACUUAGCUUGGAUGGAAACACUGGAACUGGUGUGCCCUUGAUCUCGGACUUCCAUGCCCACCACUGGUACUUUGGGAAGACCGAUGAUUGCUUGAAUGAUGAUCUGCCUUUCAAGCGCUAA